This is a messenger RNA of Ixodes scapularis (black-legged tick), 645 nucleotides long. RefSeq lists its product as uncharacterized. The transcript has a single exon. The coding region runs from base 1 to 645 and encodes 214 amino acids. The record is from RefSeq and is a predicted model, not a curated record. NCBI's taxonomy places the organism in Eukaryota, Metazoa, Arthropoda, Arachnida, Ixodida, Ixodidae.
AUGCAAGAAACAGUCAAGACACUUCAACAAUCUAUUGACGACCUUUCAUUGAAAUAUGACUCGGUGCUUGCUAAGGCAACCGAAAACGAAAAGAACACCGAAGCACUCCAGGUCCGGUUGGCUGAGGUGUGCAGUGUUGUGGACGAACAAUCGCGUACUACCCAGCGACUGCAGGGAGACUUGAACCACUUGGAGCAGCGGAGUCGGUCGACAAACCUGGAAAUCCACGGACUGCCAUGCCACAAGGAUGAAAACUUGGAACGAAUCAUCGCCGAUCUUGGAGACAAAUUAGAUUUGCCUCCACUCCAAGCAGGAGACGUCCUUGCCAUCCACCGUCUUGCAACGAAGCCCGGCCCUGCGUCCCCAGUUUUGAUAAGGUUUGCGUCCGUGAAGGUGUACGAUGAAUGGAUGAGCCGUCGCGUACGAUUGAGCUCACUUUAUAAUUCAGGUAAACUGCCGAAGGUUUACUUUAACGAAAACCUGACUCGAGCAAACAGAGAAUUAUUCUGGAUGGCCAGGUCAAAAGCCAAGGAAGUGCUAUUUAAAUAUGUCUGGGUAAAGGGAGGGAAAAUUUUUGCGAAAAAAGAACAAGGCUCAGCGCUAGUCAGGGUAAACACAAUCAACGACCUUGAGAAUAUAAGCUAA